AAAACUUUUGACCAUACAAAACUUUUGUAAAGGCGCAGUCGUCAGCUCAUCCUCUCGAGUGAAGAUUUAAAGAUGUCUGGAAGUAGCUCUGAUCAGGGCUCUAUUGAUAAUCCGGUCAAGUUUAAGGAUCAGGACUAUGAAACCCUACUGCAGAACUGUCUUAAAUCUGGCGUGCUUUUUUCAGACCCCAUCUUUGCAGCGAAUCAAAGCUCUCUCGGUGUACCAGUGGAUCCUGAUCCCAAAAAGGCAGUAAGGUGGCUCCGGCCAAAGGAAAUCACAAGCAAUGCUGUCUUUGUUGAGGGCACCAUGGGCACCACCGAUAUCUGCCAGGGCCAGCUGGGCAACUGCUGGUUGCUGGCCGCCCUGUCCUGUCUUACAAUGCACCCGACCCUGUUUGUCAAAGUGGUUCCAUCUGGCCAAAGCCUGAGCGAAUCGUACGCUGGCAUCUUUCACUUCAGGUUCUGGCAGUAUGGUGAGUGGGUGGAGGUAGUUGUGGAUGACAAGCUGCCUGUGAGAGAGGGCCGUCUGCUUUUCAGCUAUUCUCGCACCAGCAAUGAGUUCUGGAGCGCCCUGGUGGAGAAAGCUUAUGCCAAGCUGAUUGGAUCCUAUGGCAGUCUGAAAGGAGGUAUUAUCUCCGAGGGAAUGGAGGACUUUACAGGGGGGAUUGCAUACUCACUCCCCGUGUCUUCACGGACCCCACGUGUGCUUUGGAAAGCCAUUACUGCUGCCCUGGCCAGAGACAGCCUGAUCAGCUGCUUCAUACACGCUACAAAUGUGAAGGACAUUGGCACUGUGACACCAGACGGCUUGAUCAAAGGUCACGCCUACGCCAUCACUGAUACGAAUAAGGUCCAGAGGCAGUCUGAUGAGAUUUUACUGUUGAGGGUGCGUAACCCCUGGGGAUUUGUUGAGUACUGUGGGCCGUGGAGUGACAAGUGUAAAGACUGGGACAGUAUAGACAGCGCUCAAAAGACCAGACUUGAGUUGGCCAAAGUUGAAGAUGGAGAAUUUUGGAUUGCAAUAGAGGACUUUUGUCGACUGUAUAAUACAGUGGAAAUGUGCAGCGUGAAUCCUGACUCCAUGUCGGGAGAGGCGAGCGAGGACACGGCUUCCCCUACCUGGAGUCUGAGCUCACAUCAGGGUACCUGGGUUCCAAUGUGCUCUGCAGGAGGCAGCCGCCGGUACCCAAGAUCUUUCUGGAGAAACCCUCAGUUCCAACUGGUUUUGUCUGAGAAAGAUAUGGAUGAACAUGACUUUGUAGAGGACGAGAUUGAGGACGAAGAUCCGGCUGGAGAAGAAGAUGAAGUUUAUGUGCCGCCUCCGGUGAUCAAAACCGGGAAACAGGAAAAGAAGAAGAAGGGCACAAUAUUGGUGGAGCUCCUGCAGAAAUAUCGCAGACAAAAAGAUAAAGUCAACUUUCUUUACAUAGCCUUCCACAUCUACAAGAUCCCGCCUGAGUUGAAGGACAAACCAGGUUCUCUAGACCAGCAGUUUUUCUCCAACAACAGGCCUGUCAGUCGGUCUGGAAAGUACCGGAGCAUCAGGAGUGUCUGGAGGAAGGUGCACCUUGAACCUGGCACUUACGUUAUAAUGGCCUCCACCUUCAGGCCCAACCAGCAGGGGGAGUUCUUCCUCCGUAUUUACACCAAAACUGGCAACAUACAAGGGUUUCAGGAUUUUCCAUGUACCAGCAAUUACUCAGCGACUGUUAUGUCAAAGCCAUCUUUACCUGAGGACCAAUAUAGGGUGCAGAAGUGGUUUGAAGAGAAAGCUGGAGUGGACGACAGAGUGAAUGCUGUGCAGUUUAUGAAUCUGGUGAACUCAGUUUUGGAAAAAGACUAUGAACUUCCACUGGAGACAUGCAGACAGCUCAUAUUUGGAGAGGAUACUGGUGGCAGAGGGCGACUGAACAGAGCUCAAGCAGAGAAGCUGCUCACCUCCCUACGCAAUCUGCAGUCUAUCUUUUUCCAAUUCGACGAGGAUUCGUCUGGAACCAUGAGUCCGUUUGAACUUACUCUGGCUCUGAAUGCUGCAGGUGUGGAGGGUGACAGUGUUGUGGUGCAGAUGUUGUGGGAGAGGUUUGGCGCUGGUGAACUCUAUCUGCCCUUCUAUGGCUUUGUGUCCUGUGUUACCAGACUGCAGGUGCUCUUUGAUCUCUUCGAGGCCGAGACCAGCACAGAGGUGAAAGACAGAGGGAUCAAUGCUUGGCUGCUCAGGCUGUUGGCUAUAUGAGCCGGUUCAGACAUGACACCUCAGCAGGACAGACGUGUUAGGCCAAGACCACCCUGACGUCAUCAACCUGGGCCUGCAUCUCCAGCUCUCCAUAUCUCUCUCUUCUAUUUUAUUUGUGUUGUAUAUCUCUGGACCUUUGCCUUGCAGUUAUAUACACCCACAUAAUGUUUCUUCAUUUGGGCUGUAAGAUCAUGUAGGUCAUUACAGUCUGGAUACGAAAUGGACUUUGAUAUAUUCACAUUAUACACACUUCCUUAAUGCAUUCCUAAUCACCAAAAGAUUUCAGAUAUUUUAAGAGCUUUUUUAAAAUCACGCAUUUAUACAUUAUUAGUGAAUAGUUGGGGACAGUCCCAAAAUCAUCAAGAUUAUUAGAUUACUUCAUUUAACUGUAUUUUCCAUUGUUUUUCGUCUUUUGAAAAACAGCCCCAUGAGUAAGUACUUCAGUAUUACUCAUUGGGCUGUUUUAUACAUAAGAUAAAAAAAAAUGAAAGGAAAUACAGUUAAAUGAAGUAAUCUAAUAAUCUUGAUGAUGUUCUCCCUUUCAUAAACAUCAAAUUAUAAGUGUGUUAAUUAUAGACAUAAUAAACUCUAAUGUUCAUUGAUAUCUAAUCUGCACUCUAAUAAAUGCUGGGUUAUUUUCAACUGAGCAGCAACCCAGUUGGGUCAUAAAGGGACAAACACAGCCCAUUGGCACAGUUGUAAUUCUACAAAUGCUAGGUUGUUUCAACCCAAAAUGCUAGGUUGUUUGGUCAAAAUAUAAACAUUUUCUGGGUUAAUCUAACUUUUUGACCCAACGCUGUGUUGAAAAUAACCCAGCAUUUUUUUUUACGUGUAUGCUAGGUUGUUUUAACCCAAAUUGCUAGGUUGUUGGGUCCAAUAUAAAAUAAUUUUGGUUAAAUUAACCCAGUGGUUGUGCUUGUCCCUUUUUGACCCAACACAGUGUUGAAAAUAACCCAGCAUGUAUUUUGUGUGUAUGCUAGGCUGUUUCAAUCCAAAAUGUUGGGUUGUUUUAACACAUUGUUUGGUCAAAAUAUACAAAUUUUCUGGGUUAAUUUAACCCAAUGGAUGGGCUUGUCCCUUUUUGACCCAACGCUGUGUUGAAAAUAACCCAGCAUUUUUUUACGUGUAUGCUAGGUUGUUUUAACCCAAAUUGCUAGGUUGUUGGGUCAAAUAUAAAAUAAUUUUGGUUAAAUUAACCCAGUGGUUGGGCUUGUCCCUUUUUGACCCAACACUGUGUUGAAAAUAACCCAGCAUUUUUUUUACAUGUAUGCUAGGCUGUUUCAACCCAAAAUGCUGGGUUUUUUUAACCCAUUGUUUGGUCAAAUAUAAACACUUUCUGGGUAAAUUUAACCGAAUGGCUGGGCUUGUCCCUUUAUGACCUAAUGCUGGGUUGAAAAUAACCCAGCAUGUAUUUUGUGUGUAUGCUAGGCUGUUUCAACCCAAAAUGCUGGGUUGUUUUAACCCAUUGUUUGGUCAAAUAUAAAAACUUUCUUGGUUAAUUUAACCCAAUGGCUAGGCUUGUUCCUUUUUGAUCUAACGCUGGGUUGAAAAUAACCCAGCAUGUAUUUUGUGUGUAUGCUAGGCUGUUUCAACCCAAAAUGCUGGGUUGUUUUAACCCAUUGUUUGGUCAAAUAUAAACACUUUCUGGGUUAAUUUAACCCAAUGGCUGGGCUUGUCCCUUUAUGACCUAACGCUGGGUUGAAAAUAACCCAGCAUGUAUUUUGUGUGUAUGCUAGGCUGUUUCAACCCAAAAUGCUGGGUUGUUUUAACCCAUUGUUUGGUCAAAUAUAAACACUUUCUGGGUUAAUUUAACCCAAUGGCUGGGCUUCUCCCUUUAUGACCUAACGCUGGGUUGAAAAUAACCCAGCAUUUUUUUUGCACAUAUGCUAGGCUGUUUCAACCCAAAAUGCUGGGUUAUUUUAACCCAUUGUUUGGUCAAAUAUUAACACUUUCUGGGUUAAUUUAACCCAAUGGCUGGGCUUUUUCACCUAACCCAGCAUUGAUUAGAGUGCACACUGUAUAUCAAUGAACAUUAUAAUAAAUGUUUAAUUCAAGUCACUUCAAAUUUAAACUAUAUCCAGCUAUCCCCUGAAAUAAUUACUAAUCGCUAAUCACUUAAUAAUUACUAAUUACAUUAUAAAUAAUUAAUAUUACUUAUUCUUCAUUGUUCCACAUAACAUUUUUAUUUUAUUAGAUAUUUGGUUGCAUAUUAGUGCCUGACAACCCCUUAACUUUAAUUUUUAAUAAUAAAACUGAAUCAACAUUCAUUAAAAUUUGAUCUGGGAUUUCUAUGCAUGACAGACAGUUAUAGGAAAUUUUCAUUUCACUGUCUGGUACUGUCAUGAACCGUCACAGUUUUUUCAAUUGUUGUUUUUGUGCAUACAUGUCAAUUCAGACUGCAGCCGUACCAGCUGCGAUUUGCUUUUAGAAGUCAAAUUCUGCAAUGCUAAUAAUGCAUUUAAAAGUGUGGUCUCAUAAUGCUUGUCAUACUUGUUGUACCAAGAAGCAUAAUUGCUUUUUUCUCAUAAAGCAUGACUCUUA
Paramisgurnus dabryanus is the source of this 4773-nucleotide messenger RNA. It is a transcript of the gene capn12, whose product is annotated as calpain 12. The record is from RefSeq and is a predicted model, not a curated record. Gene Ontology annotation, molecular function: calcium-dependent cysteine-type endopeptidase activity; calcium ion binding. Gene Ontology annotation, cellular component: cytoplasm. Gene Ontology annotation, biological process: proteolysis; negative regulation of apoptotic process. Lineage: Eukaryota; Metazoa; Chordata; Actinopteri; Cypriniformes; Cobitidae.